This is a messenger RNA of Scleropages formosus (Asian bonytongue), 1827 nucleotides long. RefSeq names its product peptidoglycan recognition protein 2 (gene pglyrp2). The transcript has 4 exons. Gene Ontology annotation, molecular function: zinc ion binding; N-acetylmuramoyl-L-alanine amidase activity. The record is from RefSeq and is a predicted model, not a curated record. The coding region runs from base 123 to 1562 and encodes 479 amino acids. NCBI's taxonomy places the organism in Eukaryota, Metazoa, Chordata, Actinopteri, Osteoglossiformes, Osteoglossidae. Gene Ontology annotation, biological process: peptidoglycan catabolic process.
UCCAAUCUAGAAGGAUCUCCCUGCACAGAUAAAUUAUUAACUGUGACCUGUAUAAUUGCUUCUUGACCAGCUUUUCUUGACCACAGGUCACCUCUAGGUUCUUGCAGCUGUGGACUGUCAGCAUGGAAUCUACAGCAAAGUUCUUCAUAGCUCUGACUGCAUUGUGUUUAGGUUUCUCCAGUGCUGGGCUACCCAUGAAUAUGGAACAAUUCAUCAGGACUGUGGAGCAGAUAGAAGGUUCAAACCCCAGUUUAACUGCCCUGUCUGUUGUCAGAAGUCUGCUGCAGGUGGGUGGUUAUGAUAACCCCUUUUUCAAGCACUUCCUGGAGGCGUCCAGUGUCAGGAGUGAACACAAGCCAACCAUACCAGAUCCUGAGUACUCCAAAUUCAUUCGCCUUGCUGUUCACCACAAGGUGACGGACCAGGGCAGGGAAGAGGGUGUGGUCCUCUGUGGUGAUGGUACCACAGUGGCGCUUGGCCCUGUCCUCUUGGGAAUUGAAGCCGGGCUGUCGGCAGGGACAGGAAACCCUCCCAAGGGCCUGUGCAUCCUCACUCUGGCUAGGACACUGGGCUUGUCUUUCCUGCAUUAUCAUAACUCUUCUCUUUCUCAAAGUCUGGGCCCAGAUGGAUGUUGGGACAAUGUUACCACCCCAAAAAAUUUCACCCUCUCAGGAGCACCAUCCCUGGCUACUGAUGCUCUGAUCAAUGGAGGGAUGGACGGAAUGCUCCUGGGUGUGCAUCUGUCCAGCCUGCCCUCUCAUUCCCUGCGGUUGAGUGCAGUGCUGAAGGGGUACUAUCGACAAGGCCUUGAGGGCCCAGAUGCACCUCCGCUUCUCAUUAGCGCUUUCCGUAGGGACAACUUUGGACAGCUGGUCAACAUUUCUCUCCUGGAGGAGGAGGUCUUGAGUUCCCUGGCUGUUCACAGGAAGUUACAUGAGGAGGUGGAUCCAAGGACCCCAGUUGUACUGGAGGAUGUGGUGAAGACAGGGGUACAAGAGUUUAUUCGCAGGUAUAUUGAGUGUCCGGCCAUCAUCCCCCGAUGCCAGUGGGGUGCAAGGCCUUACCACGGCACCCCCGUGCAACUUAAGCUUCCUCUGUCUUUCGUGUACAUCCACCAUACCCUCAGUCCUAGGCAGCCCUGCCACUCCUUUCAAAAGUGUGCCACCAACAUGAGGGCCAUGCAGCGCUUCCACCAGGAUGACCGUGGCUGGGACGACAUUGGCUACAGCUUUGUGGUGGGCUCUGAUGGGUACCUGUAUGAGGGACGUGGCUGGCAGCGGCGGGGGGCCCACACACGAGGCCAGAACUCGCGAGGUUAUGGGAUCUCCUUCAUCGGUGACUACAAUGACAUGCUUCCCUCUUUGCAUUCCCUGAGGCUGGUUCGGGAGCGCAUGGCAACCUGUGGGGUGGGUGGAGGCUGGCUGGUUUCCAACUUCAGCUGGCAUGGCCAUCGGCAACUAGUCAACACAAAAUGCCCAGGCGAAGCCCUCUAUGCAGAGAUCCAGGGCUGGAAGGGCUUCCAGCUAAGGAACAGCUCAGAUGGAGGUGCUAGUCAGUUGUAAUUCCCUAAAUGGCCUGACAUAGUCUCAAUAAAUUGAACCAAAUGUAUUAUAAUUAAUCAAUCUGAUUUUGUUGUCGUAAUUAAUAUGUAUAAAUUUACAGUUUGUAUUUUUGUUUAGAGCAGGUUGUGGAGUUGUUUUGAACAUUUGUUUUGCACUGGGGCUACUGAUAGUGUGGAGAACAGAGUUACCAUCUUUAGCCUCGAGCAAAUCACUUCCCCUGAAUUGCUCCAGCUGUAUAAAUCAUUGCAAGUUGCUCUGGAGAAAA